AUGACAACGGAUAUUGUCCUUGACAUUGGCACGUCCAGCCUCCGUGUUGGCGUGAAGCGCAACAACCGCGUCGAGCUGCUGGCCCUCGACGGAGACGGCGCGACAGCCAUGCCUGCAUACGUUGCGUUCACCGACUCUGGACGUCUUUUCGGGCGCCGCGCCAAAGCCUAUGCCGCUUCCGCUCCCGAAAACGUCAUUUUCCGCAUGCUGCGCUUCCUCGGGGGCUCGAUGCGCGACCUCAACGUCCGCGCCGACUGCGACAAGGUGCCGUUUCGAGUCGUGGCGUCCAGCGACGACAAGCCCCAAGUUCGGGUGACAGUGAACGGCCAACCCUCGACGUUCGACCUCGAAGAGGUCAUGGCCAUGCUCUUGGAGCACACCAAGGCGAUGGUCGACGAGCAGUUGGCGGUGCGGCAUGUGACCUUGACCGUUCCCGCCUCCUUUACCACGACCCAGCGCCGCGCGGUUCUGGACGCUGCGGCCAUCGCAGGGCUCACCGUGCGCAAACUUUUGAACGCGCCGACGGCCGCGCUUGUCGCCUACAUGGCCACGCAUCCGUCGAGAAUGCACCAGGACCGAACUGUCGUGACGGUGACUGCCGGCGCCGGCUCGCUCGGUGUCGCCAUCACGAUCGACAGCAAUGAUGUGAGCACGGCGGUGGCGACCACUGGAAAUGCGCACCUCGGCGGCAUCGAGAUUGACGAGCGCCUCGUCCGGCACUGCAUCGCGGCCUUUGAACGCACCAUUGGCCGCGAUGUGCACCUGUCGCCCCGCGGCUUGCAGCGACUGCGCACCGCGUGCGAAGACGCGAAAAUCGCUCUCUCGACCGCGACGACGACCACCAUCGAAGUGCCACGGCUCUCGGGCGAGAACGACUUGGUCGUAUGUGUCUCACGCGACCAGCUAAACGCGCUCGCGCGCGACGUGAUGACGCAGCUCACGGCGCUUGUCGUCGAAGCACUUCGCAUGGCCAAGAUGGAAAAGGCCAACGUGGACGCGAUCGUGCUUGCCGGUGGGCUCGGGCGCAUGCCGCUGCUGCAAACGACGCUCGUCGACUUGUUUCACGGUCAGCGCGUGCGGCUAAUUGGCAACCCAUCCGAAGCGAUCGUCACCGGCGCGACGCUGUAUACACCCGACGGCGACGUGCUCGCCUUGCAGAGCCUUCCGACGCCAUUUUGGGUUGCGACAGAAGCACGCCAUCCAGAGUACCUUCUCCGCGGCUCGACAGAGUACUUCAGCACGACAGAAGACUUUUACACGACGCAAAACAAGCAGUCCGACAUCACACUGCUCGUCUACGAAGGCCUCGUCGGCCAGCGCGAGACGAGCCACCUCCAGGGCAAGUGGCGUGUCGGCCCACUGCCGAAGAGUAUCCCCCGAGGCGCGUCGGUCCAAGUGUCGUUUCAAAUCCUUGACGCCACCGGCACACUGGACGUUAGCGCCACCGUGGACGGCAAGGAAAUUCCAACGGCCAACGAGCUAGCACCGACAACGCGCGGUCGCAUGCGCCGCCUCAUCGAAGAAGCCGCAACACGUCGCCGCGUCGACGGAGGACAGGUGGUCAACGCUGCCCGCGCAGCCGCCAAAGCCGCCACCACCGAGUACACCAUGCGUCUGCGCGAAGCAUGGCACGGGGAUGCCGUCAGCCGCAAUCGUGUGAGCGAAGCGACGCGGGACGAGCUCGAUGACGCGCUCGCCGUCGCGCUCAAAUGGCUCAUCUUGAACCCGAAUGCGACCAUCGUCGAGUACAACGCCGUGCGCUUCCAACUCGAAGCUGUCGGCAGCCGCGUGAUCGAAGGCCUCUGGGACAUGGACGCCGCCCCGUCCUGGCGCCUUCCUGCCUAUUAGCCUGCGUGUACCAAGGGCUUCAACAUCGUUCGCGUCGACUCUAGUUUCCAUCUACUUAUACAAUACAUCGGGAAUCUCUCGCAUCGGG
Molecule: messenger RNA, 1936 nt
Organism: Saprolegnia parasitica CBS 223.65
Lineage: Eukaryota; Oomycota; Saprolegniomycetes; Saprolegniales; Saprolegniaceae
Exons: 1
Coding region: 1-1848 (615 amino acids)
Biological process (GO): protein refolding; cellular response to unfolded protein
Cellular component (GO): cytoplasm
Molecular function (GO): heat shock protein binding; ATP binding; ATP-dependent protein folding chaperone
Source: RefSeq, a predicted model, not a curated record